AUGAGCGCAAAGCGAACGCAACCCCAAUGGUGUGCACCCGACUCGACCACUACUACCACCGAUGGCCACACAAUGACUGCCAAUAAGCUAUUCCUCUACAACUCGAUGACCCGCACGAAGACUGAGUUCGUGCCUCUGAGUGGCGGCCGAAGAGUGAGUUGGUAUAACUGCGGGCCCACAGUGUAUGACAGGUCACACAUGGGUCACGCCAGGAGUUACAUCUCGUUUGAUAUCAUCCGCCGCGUCCUCCAGAACUACUUCCGAUACGACGUGUUCUUUGUUCAGAACGUGACGGACAUCGACGACAAGAUUAUUCAGAGGGCCCGACAGAAGCAUCUCUUCGCCCAAUACUGUCAACGCGUUGAACACAAUGGGCAUCAACUGAUGGCCGACGUGAAGGAAGCCAUCGGUCACGUGACGACCAAAUUGGCCGCCGAAGCAGAUGUGGAUAAGAAGGCAUUGUUGACCAAAAUGAUCGCUUCCGCCGGCGAUAGUGUGAACAGUACUGCGUUGGAUGUGAAGGCAAUUCUUGGCACCGCUUGUGUGAGUGAUGUGUUGUCUCAAUGGUUGGAUGCACUCCACGGCCACGAAGUGACUGACAAUACGAUCUUCCAGUCGUUGUCCCGACAUUUCGAGAACGACUACAACGAAGACAUGCGUUCGUUGAAUAUCUUAGCGCCUGAUUCGGUGACCAGAGUAUCCGAGUUUAUGCCCGAAAUCAUCGCUUAUAUCGAGACAAUCAUUGCCAACGGUUACGCCUAUGAGUCGAACGGUUCCGUCUAUUUCGACACCAAUCGGUUCGACUCGUCUGACCGACACUUUUACGCCANUAUUUCGACACCAAUCGUUCCCGAAGCGUUCGGCGAUAACAAGGCUUUGGCCGAAGGAGAGGGCGACCUCUCGGCCCACACCUCUGAUAAGCGCAGUGUUAAUGACUUCGCCCUCUGGAAAGUGUCUAAACCCGGCGAACCCUUGUGGCCGUCGCCGUGGGGUAGGGGUCGUCCCGGUUGGCACAUAGAGUGCUCAGUGAUGGCCAGUUCUAUGAUCGGCGCCCAAAUGGACAUACAUUCGGGCGGUUAUGACCUGAAGUUUCCGCAUCACGACAACGAAAUGGCUCAGUCGGAGGCCUAUUACGACACCGGCCGGCCGUGGGUUCACUACUUCCUACAUUCAGGUCAUCUCACGAUAUCGGGCUGUAAAAUGUCGAAAUCGCUGAAGAACUUCAUCACCAUUAAGGAGGCACUGACGAGGAAUACGUGGAGACAAUUGCGGUUCGCAUUUCUGCUCCACUCGUGGAAAGAGACCCUCGACUACAGCGACAACACUAUGAGUGAUGCCAUUCAAUACGAGAAGUGCGCUAAUGAGUUCUUUCUAACAGUGAAAGACUUGAUUCGUACGAGUGAUGCGUCGGUCGUAAAGUGGACUCAAAAGGAGCACCAAUUGAACCAAAAAUUCCAAGAGUCGAUCGAUUCGGUGGACACUUCUCUGUGCGAUAAUAUCGACACUCGGAGUGCGUGCGAACACAUCCGUCGACUCAUCGCUGCCUCCAAUUCCUAUCUCCAGGAGUGCUCGCAAUCACCGAAUGUGACACUCAUUACGAAUAUAAGUCUUUAUAUCACAAAUAUAUUCGGCAUUUUCGGUGUCGGCUCUAAAGACCAGACCAUAGGCUUUACCAGCGAUGGCGUCGAAGCCGGUGGUAAUCGGGAAGCGAUUGUUAUGCCAUUCCUUGAGAUAAUUGCCGAUUUGAGAGAGAAGUUGCGCUCAAAAGCUAUGGAUUUAAAAGACAAAGAAUUGUUGGGAAUAUGCGAUCAAUUAAGAGAUGAAAUAUUACCAGAAGUUGGCGUAAGACUCGAAGAUUACGAAUCGGUGGCCGGUGUGACCAAAACGCGGCUAAAACUGGUCGAUAGGCAGACGUUAAUGAAG
Messenger RNA from Medioppia subpectinata, 1923 nucleotides. Lineage: Eukaryota; Metazoa; Arthropoda; Arachnida; Sarcoptiformes; Oppiidae. The record is from the annotation of a GenBank genome assembly.